Durio zibethinus is the source of this 647-nucleotide messenger RNA. RefSeq lists its product as uncharacterized. NCBI's taxonomy places the organism in Eukaryota, Viridiplantae, Streptophyta, Magnoliopsida, Malvales, Malvaceae. The record is from RefSeq and is a predicted model, not a curated record. Gene Ontology annotation, molecular function: calcium ion binding.
UAGGAGAUUGUAUCAGACUAUCAGUUUUACAUUGCAUUUCCUAUACAGCAACAUCGUACAAUAUGUCAAAAUUGGGUUUUAUCGGGUUCAAAUGCGGAGGAUUUCUGAGGAAGUUGUCAAGAAAACCAAAACAGUUGAACAUCAACAAGGAAAGACAAAAAUCGAACGUGACAUCAAGGACUUAUCAGCCAAAUGUGGAAGAGAUGAAAUGGGUGUUCGACAAAUUAGACACCAACAAAGAUGGUAAGAUCUCGAAGGAAGAGUACGAGUCAGCAUUAAAAGUACUAGGCAAAGGAGUGGCAGAAACAGAAGGGGCAAAGGCAUUUAGCGCUAUUGACACCGAUGGGGAUGGCUUCAUCGAUUACAAGGAGUUCAUUGAGAUGAUGCGUAACAUAGGAGAAGGGAUCAAUGCCAGUGAUAUCCAAAGUGCAUUUCGGCUGUAUGAUUUGGAUGGCAAUGGGAAAAUAAGUGCCGAAGAAUUGAUGCAGGUGCUUAAGAAGAUGGGAGAGAGGUGUAGCUUGGACGCUUGUCGCAAAAUGAUUCGAGGGGUGGAUGCCGAUGGAGAUGGUCUGAUUGACAUGAAUGAAUUUAUGACCAUGAUGACUUGCACCAUGAGGCCAUCUCAGUGAUCUGGUGUUGUUAUGCCC